CUUGUCCCUUCGGAGAAUCACCCAGCCUGAAUGUUGAUGGUCGGACAUAAUGGUCAAAAGCUUCCUUGGAAUGUGGACAUGGUCUUGGAUAAAUCGCCAAUGCCUGACGCGUCCUGGCGUGGACUUGGGGCUUCCGAUUAGAUUGUCUGCUAGGCAUCUAAAUAAGUAUAGCCCGUGUGAUGUGAUGUCGAAGUAUAUAUAUCUCUGAAGAUCUCGUUCACUUUUGUCCUUGUUGGCAUCCAUCUUCACCUCCCUCCCUGCAACAUAUUCCGGGAUGGCCCCGCAUCUGUCCAAGAGCCUCGCCUCUCUAGCUGUGAGCGCUGCGAUUGCCCAAGCUCAGCUCUGGGAGCAGGCCAUCCAGACGAGUUACGGUCCCGUCCAAGGUUUCAAAUAUUUCAACGAGUCUACCCUCGAGAAAUACUUUGGUAUCUCCGAGUCCAACGUGACCGCCUUCUUGGGUGUCCCAUUCGCCGCGGACACUGGGUAUCAAAACCGCUGGAAGCCGCCACAGCCACGUGAGCCCUGGAAUGAAACCCUGAAAGCGACGGACUUUGGUCCUGCCUGUCCCAGCAACUACGCAUCGAAUAUCAGCGAAGACUGUCUCAAUCUGAACCUCUGGACCAAUGCCGGCUCUGCGGAAGCCAAACUCCCUGUUAUGGUCUGGAACCAGGGGUCCGACGAGACCAGUAAUGAUGCCUGGUGGUACGGCGGUGGAAUGGCCUUGAAGGACGUCAUUCUCAUCACCUUCAACCGUCGCGACGAUGCAUUCGGUUACCUUGCUCAUCCGGAGCUCAAUGCUGAAGGUCUCCAGCUCACCGGUCACAACACGUCCGGAAACUACGGUGUCCUUGACCAGCUCGAGGUCCUCAAAUGGGUCCAGAAAAACAUUGCCAAGUUUGGUGGUGACCCGGACCGCGUGGUCGUCGCUGGCCAGUCUUUCGGCUCGUCCCAGGUCUAUCAUGCCGUCAACAGCCCGUUGUUCAAGGGGUAUUUCCAUGGCGGUAUCUCUGAGUCUGGCAUCAGAUAUCCAUACGAUCCUAUGCUGGCCGGCCUCGCGACCUCUUACGUCAACAUGUCUGCUGCCAUCACGCACGGCAUCAACUACACUACUUUCCACAACGUCUCCAGCAUCAAGGAACUGCGCACGCUCUCCAUGGAGGAGCUUCUCGUUGGCUCCCAGGAUCGCGUCAACGAGACGUGGAUCGACCCGAUCACUGCGCUGUCUGCUGGCUAUCCGCUCAUUUUCAAGCCUGUCCUAGACGAUUACGUUCUUCCCUCCACAUACCUAGAGACGCUCAUCAACGGCCCGGCCAACGACGUACCUGUCAUAACAGGCAACACCAAGGAUGAGUCCGGAGCCUCGCCAAGCACAGACUACACCGUCGAGGAAUACGAGACCUACUCCUCUCUCAAGUACGGUAAUCUAUCGAGCCGUUAUUUCCAGCUGUACCCAGACCACGGCAACGCAAGCACUGCAGACAGGGCCUGGAACGCGGCUGCCCGCGAUACCUCACUUAUUGGCUCCUGGGCCUACGCCACCGACUGGUACAAGGCCGCCUUCUCCUCGUUCUACACCUACUACUGGACCCAUGCCCCACCAGGCCAAGACCAGGGUGCCUUCCACCAAUCUGAGAUCAUGUACGCACUGAAUGCUCUCUACGCCAACGCGGAUAGGUACCCGUUCACGGAGCAGGACUAUGCCAUCCAGGAAAAGAUGUCCGCCUACUGGGCGAACUUCGCAAAGACACUCGAUCCCAACAAGGGCGGAUCUUACAUUGGUAGCGGCUCGCUGCCCCGCUGGAGCCCGAACAGUGCUAAUGGUACCCAGCUUGUCAUGGAGCUCGGCAAUGCGUUUGGAAACGUCCCCAUUGCCAAGAAGGCGCAGGUGGAGCUCAUUAUGGAGUGGUUCCAUCAGCAGACUCCGUACUGAUUUCGGCAAUCAAUCACUCCUCACGACGGGGCACCUGGUCAGCCUACUGUAAGGAGAUAGACAUCAUCCUGCUACCGAUGCCCUGUGCGGAGGCCAUCAGCUAAUGUAUUCCUAUAUUUCCCUUUGGAUUCAUUUUCUUCACUGGUCUAUUUCUGCCACCGUUUCUGCCACUCCUUUGAAUUGUUUAUUGUACAUAUAUACAGAGACUUUCCCAUUCUCCGUUCCCAAAUAUCAGACACAACAAAUAUCUAACACUGCUCCCCUUCCAACUUCACCCCGUAAUUCUACCCUUUUAUAUAAAAUUCAAACUCCCCUAUAGGGCUGCCGACAAGUGGGCCCAACCCAGCCUCC
Aspergillus pseudonomiae is the source of this 2281-nucleotide messenger RNA. RefSeq names its product carboxylesterase/lipase family protein. The transcript has a single exon. The coding region runs from base 275 to 1930 and encodes 551 amino acids. The record is from RefSeq and is a predicted model, not a curated record. Lineage: Eukaryota; Fungi; Ascomycota; Eurotiomycetes; Eurotiales; Aspergillaceae.